GGACACCUUGAAGGACACAUUUGCCGCUCUGGAGUGUGCCUUUUGGAUUGCAACACAUUGCGGGCACCGGAAGCAACAACAGCAGCAGCAGCAGCAGCAGCAGCAGCAAGAAGGACAGCAACGGCCAGUGCUAGGGCACCACGAGACGGGCUUCUCCUCGACCGGGCCGGAUUGGGUUGGUUCGCACGGUGCUGCGCUGCGCUACACUACCCUGCGCUGCACCACACCACGAUGCAACGAAUCGUUUCGGGAGAGGACAUUCGCGAUCGAAGGGAAGACCGGGACGUUUGUCCUCCCCCGCCCCGCGACGAAAAGGCGAUGGUGCUUUCCGGCAACGAAAGAGACACCGGCAAGGCCUGCGAGAGCGGGGGCAUCCACCGGACCGCGGUGGCCCUUGGCAACGCCGCAACCCUCGUGGAACACGACGGGGAGUGCGGGGUCCGUGGCAGCGGCAACGAUAUUGACGAGGACAUUGAAGAGGACAUCGACGAAGACAUCGACGAAGAAGACAUCGAAGAGGACAUGGACGAGUACGCCAUGGCGGUAAACGAGGAAGCCGCUGCCCCCGAAGCGGACGGACUGGCACCGCAGCCGUCCGGCACCGGCGAGAGCACCUGCGACGCCGACGGCAACACCAGCAGCGGGAUGAGCAGCCAGAUCAGCAGCCAGACGAACAUCCACGGCAACAGCCACACCGGCACCGCCGAUGCCGAUGAUGAUGCCGAGGCAAGUGGGCCUUCCCGCCUGCCGGCCCACCCGCUGGCGGCCCAGCGGAUGCAGGCGCCGGUCUCGAUCAUCAGCGGGCUGUCGACGGUGGGUCUCCGCCCCAUGUCCCGGACCAACUCGAGGAACUCGGGGACCCUGUCCUCGGUGGGGUCGGGCCUGCAGCGGGACUGGGGCUGGUUCGACGACGGGAUCCACAGCGACCAGAGCGCGGGAAAGGCCCGGGGGGCCGGGCCGGAGGCGGGGGGCCGGAGGGGCCGAGAAGAAACGAGCGGAAGAAGCGCAGAAGGAGCCGGAGCGGGAGCGGAACCGAGGGAGGGAAGGGGGGGGACCGCCCCCGGGAGGCCCAGGAGGGCCACCGAGCGCGGGGGACACGGGUCCUGGCGGGAGCCCAGGGCCGGGCCCUCCCAGGCACCUUGCCGCUCCAAGACCGACCGGGUCCCGAAGCGGAACGUCGUCUCCCUCCUCCCCCGGGGCGACGAGAUGUUCGUGGACGACUCGCAGGAGUACCUCGAGCCGAUCCUGGUGCACGAGCGGCCGAGGGACAUGGAAAACGGUAAGGAGGGUUCGCGUGGGGUUCGCGUGGUUUGGCCGAACUUGUGUGUGGAGGGAACCCGGGUGGUGGAAGUGGUGUUGGAAUGGGUGUUGUGUCGCUCUUUGUUUUGCUGUUGGCUCUUGCUUGCCCGCGUCUUGCUCACACGCGAUUGGUUUCUUUUGUGGUUUGUUUGUUACGUCUGUGUUUGUUUCCUGUUGUCUCUUUUCGAUGCUUCCUGCCGACUCGGUUGUUUCUCGCAGAAGCGGCGGUGCAGGCCGUGACCGCUCCGAACUACGUCCUGGAAGAAUCCCUGUCGGACCAGCUGCUGUGGAAAAAGACCGCCGGCAACCGGCCCCCACAGCCCGUCGAGGAACGGGCCUUUUUCGAGGCGGUCUGGGCCGAAAACUUUGCCAAUUCCGAGGUCGACUACGAGCUCCCCAAGGAGGUCCUGACGGCCACGACGCCUUUCUCGCUCAGCCCCUUUUCGGAGAGCGAGUUCGGGACCGCCGGAUCGGGGGUCAUCGGGGCCGGCGUCACGGCCAAGCAGGACGUGGCAGACAUCGUCUCGUCCUUUGUGGUCCCGGGGGGGACGGCCGGGACCCACGGGAACGGACAGCCCGGGCUCCUGGCCGGGCACCAUCCCCACCACCCCUCCAACAACAAGCCCCGGAUCGUCAGGAGCAGCAGCGGGAGCGGGGGGAGCCUCACCGUCUACGCCAAGGGGGACAACGUCUUUGGGACCACCGUCAGCAAGAGCUUUGCCCGACCGAGCGCCAACGGGGCACUCGUCUCGGGCGUGGACACGGUCAACAUAUCGGUGGCGAGCUACCGGGUGGUAGAGGUGAGUGCAUGGUGUCUGCGGGCGUGCAUUGUGUGUGUGCAUUGUGUGUGUGCAUUGUGUGUGAACUGUGUUCCAGAAGCAUUGAUGUCUUCUGCUUCUCGUGCGUGGCGAUGGAAUGCAACGCAGUGCAAUGCCGUCCUCACGCUUCUCUCUUGCCUCUUGCGACGCGACKAAACGCAACGCGACAGUCCGAGAAACGGGGAAAGCACGCGCAGUUCCUCGUGAUCUACCGGGAGGGCAGCAUCCGCGACACGAUCGGCGUCUGGAAACGCUAUUCCGACUUUCAGGAACUCUCCAAGAAGGUCACCAAGGUCCAGGAAAGCUGCGUUUCCGUCAUUGCCAACAUGAGCCCGCUCGCGGUUACCGAGGAACACGACGUCGAGCACCUCCCCAACGCCAUUACCAGCUGGCACCUCCUCAAGAAACGAAAGCGCUGGUACCGGUGCCUCGACUCGGGGUACCUCUCCCUCAAGACCUUUUUGCUCGAGCGGUUCCUGCACGACAUUCUCUUUGAGAGCUCCACCCCGGACCUCCUCCGGGACUUUGUGGGGGUCCCGCCCCCCCGGUAGGGACCGCAAACAAAGGACCCAACAAGGACCGGAGCAGCGAACGAGCAAACCGUUCGUCUGCUUGCUCGAGAUGACUACGCACUAUGCAUACUAAUAUAUCAUACGUUUUCGA
This is a messenger RNA of Pseudo-nitzschia multistriata, 2780 nucleotides long. The record is from the annotation of a GenBank genome assembly. Lineage: Eukaryota; Bacillariophyta; Bacillariophyceae; Bacillariales; Bacillariaceae.